Salvia splendens (bonfire salvia) is the source of this 1625-nucleotide messenger RNA. RefSeq names its product tRNA (adenine(58)-N(1))-methyltransferase non-catalytic subunit trm6. The transcript has 13 exons. The record is from RefSeq and is a predicted model, not a curated record. Bases 140 to 1495 code for a protein of 451 amino acids. Gene Ontology annotation, biological process: tRNA methylation. NCBI's taxonomy places the organism in Eukaryota, Viridiplantae, Streptophyta, Magnoliopsida, Lamiales, Lamiaceae. Gene Ontology annotation, cellular component: tRNA (m1A) methyltransferase complex; nucleus.
AGGGUUUUGAUUUCAAGCUUUUGCCUUUGCGCCCAAAUUCCAAAAACCUCAGCGAUUCAAAUCCGACCUGAUUCAUCCUAUUUUCAAUGCAAGAUUGUUCCUUUUUCCUGAUUAACGAACGUUCAUCACAAGCAAAAUCAUGUCGCCCAACAAUUCAGAAGAAAAUUUGAGCGGGAGUCAGAACCGUAGAAUCACCUGGGAUGGCUGCAGUGUGUUGCUGGACAUCAACGAUGGCGAUCGAGUGCUUUUUGCUCGCCUCACUGCCGGCUCGAAAAUAAAGAUAGGAGACAAGAAUUGCUCUCUGCAGCCUUUGAUUGGGUGCCCGUUUGGGUCUUCGUUUCAGGUGGAAGUUGGCGCAGAGGAACCAUUCCUAGCUCCGCUUAUUCCAAAUGCAGAAGGUAAUGGCCUCGGCGAGAAAGCGGAUGAUCAAACUAUGGAGGAGUGCAGAGAUAAUCGUGCAUUAGUUGAUAAUAACACAGCCCAGUCUCUCACGGGUGAAGACAUAGAUGGCAUGCGCAAAAAGGGAGCUACUGGAGAUGAAAUAGUUCAGGCUCUUAUUGCAAACAGUGCGACAUUUGAAAAGAAAACAGCUUUUUCACAGGAAAAAUAUCGCAUUAAAAAGCAGAAAAAAUAUGCGCCAAGAGUACUUCUAAGACGUCCGUUUGCAAGAAGCAUCUGUGAAGCAUAUUUCAAGAAACAUGCUGAGAAAAUCGGAUUUUUGCGGGUGGAUACCUUGUCCCUUCUGCUUUCCUUGGCUAAUGUCACUGCACACUCUAAUGUACUUGUAUUUGAUAUGCUCGAGGGUAUAGUUACUGGCUCUGUUGCAGAGCGGAUGGGAGGAAUGGGUUAUGUAUGCAAUCCACAUUGUGGAACCACUCCGUUACCCAUUAGUAUUGUCCGGAUGUUCAAUUUCAGCGAUGAUACUUGCAAAAGGAUAUUACAUGCUUCGCUCACUGAGUUACAACCCUCCAAUGGUGAAAUUUCAAUACCCAGUGACCAGCUUGUAGAUGAAUGUAAUAUAAAAGAAAAUAAAGAUACCCUGUCCUCUUCAGCUAAAGAUUUGGUCAAUAUGGAGGAAAUCAGCACCACGAAUAUGGACACCGACAAUAAUGUGGCUGCUUCUCCAAAAUGUGCUAAAACUGUCAAGGCUGGUGAGAAGGCACCCCCAGAGACUAUCAAACACUGGAAGGAACAUGGCUUUUCCAGUUUGAUAAUCGCGGCUCCAAACUUGGAUGCCUGGGACAUUGCAAAAGACCUGGUGCCACUUUUGUCAUACUCGGCGCCAUUUGUGAUUUAUCACCAGUACCUCCAGCCUCUAGCCACAUGCAUGAACAACCUGCAGAGCAACAAAAUGGCCAUCAACUUGCAUGUUUCCGAACCUUGGUUACGCGAAUAUCAGGUUCUUCCCUCAAGAACACAUCCACAUAUGCAGAUGAGUUCAUCAGGAGGCUAUCUGUUGAGUGGUACUCGGAUAAGUAGCAGUCAUCAAAAUUAGUUUCAUCACAGCAAAUAUAUGGAAUCACUUCAAUUUCUCCUGUUAUCAAUACAUUCCAACUUUCAAUUUUCACACAUUAGAAAAUAUAAUUUAUAUUCUUUGAAAAGUGUUAUAUUUACAUGGAGUGCAA